AUGGGUAAAUCCCUAUCCCGUGCCUUGAUCAGCGCGGCCGUCUUUGCCUACGGCUCCUUUACAGUUAUUCUUUACGGUCUCAUUGCCUUGGUGAAAGGCACAUACUUCAAACGCCCCAAUGAAAACGAGAAACGGGACCUACAGCUUGCUCGCAAUCGCCUGUGGGAUUUAUCUAAAGACUUCGAAGGUCUCUCUCACCACAUUCUAACUUUGCAGAGCGGAUUCAAGUUUCACUUUGUCAGUAACGAUAUCCCGAACACACCGGAAACAAUCAACUCCGAUAAACCAUUGGUCAUCUUCAUCCACGGAUUCCCAGAUAGCUGGGCGAUCUGGCGACACAUUAUCGGAAACUCCGCUCUGCAAGAGGCCGUUUCGCUUGUUGCGAUUGACCUUCCUGGAUAUGGAGGAACAGAGAGCCUGGAAAAAUAUACUGCAACAAACGUCUUGGAGAAAUUGACCGAGCUGAUCGUCACCCUGCGGACCCAGUAUGGUGUGGACUCGGGCAAUGAAAGCAACAAAAAGAGAACCAUAAUUGUCGCCCAUGACUGGGGUUGUGUCUUGUCCAUGCGCCUCGCUGCCGAAGCUCCGUCCCUGGCCCAUCGGUUCAUCCUGUCCAACGGACCAUCAAUGAAAUUGGUUGAAUCCAAUAUCCGCCGUCUGCUCUUCUCGGCCAAGAAGACGCUCGGUCACGCCUGGCGUUCACCACUGCACGCCCGCGUCCCGCUGAUGCAAGCCAUCCGAACCCUCACCCCUCUCGCCCGCCAGCUUGUCCUAUCUGGCUAUAUCUUUGCCAUGCAGCUACCGACGCCAAUUGUCUCCUACUUCCUGUCCGGAGGCAACCGGUCAUUGUUGAAAAGUUGCCACCUCACCUCGUACAACAAGGAUGAAUGCACCCCCCUCGACGUGGCCAACAGCAUGGCUAGUACGAUGGGUCCAUCCGCCGCAGAAUCGGAUACCAAAACUCCCAGCGGUGAUGCCUAUCCCGCCAACCUCAGCGAACGCGCGUUCGCACAUGUCAUCCACAUGGCGGCUUAUUACCGUGAUGGAGCGGCGAUGGCGCGUUGGGUCAAGUCUAUUGAGACGGUUGCUAGCUUGCACAGCAUUUCAUCCGGAAAGCGUAUGGCGAGCAGCGGAGCUGGGUUGUUUGAUGAAGGUCCCCCGGGCGCUCUCAGAGCUAGCACGACCAUUUUCUGGGGCAAGGAUGAUAUUGCUCUUGACCAGAGGAUCUGUCUUGAUGGAAUGGGUGAUUACUUGGUGCAGGGGUCCCAGAUUGUGCUACUUCCCCAUACUGGACAUUGGACUCCGGUUGAGCGUGAGAGCGGGGCAGCUUUGAUCAAGGCCGUUGAAUGGGCUGCUCAAGGCGAAGAGGGGGAUAUUGUGACGGCCAUUGGUGAAUCUUACCCUGGUGUCCAACUUCUUUUAAGUGACAAUUACCUUCCUGGUGCUAUGGUCCUUGCCCAUUCCCUACGCGACAAUGGUACAAAAGCGAGGUUGGUGGCGCUCUUCACGCCAGACAGACUACAAUCGAGCACUAUCGACGAGCUAAGGACCGUCUACGAUGAGUUGAUCCCAGUGAGCUCAAUGGUAAACGACACGCCGGCGAAUCUCUGGCUCAUGGACCGUCCAGAUCUGAUUGCCACAUUCACCAAGAUCGAGCUCUGGCGCCUGACACAAUACCAGCGGGUUGUUUACAUUGAUUGUGAUGUCGUAGCUCUCCGAGCCCCCGACGAGCUGUUAUCACUGGAAGCAGACUUUGCUGCCGCGCCUGAUGUUGGCUGGCCGGAUUGCUUUAAUAGUGGAAUGAUGGUUCUCCGACCUAAUCUACAGGACUACUAUGCUCUAAGAGCACUCGCCCAGCGAGGUAUCAGCUUCGAUGGCGCCGACCAGGGUCUGCUGAAUAUGCAUUUCCGGGACUGGCAUAGGCUAAGCUUCACGUAUAAUUGCACGCCAAGUGCCAAUUACCAGUACAUUCCUGCGUACAAGCAUUUCCAGAGUACCAUCAGUCUUAUUCAUUUCAUUGGUGCCCAGAAGCCAUGGAAUAUGCCGAGGCAGAUUGUCCCGCUGGAGUCCCCGUACAAUCAGCUUCUAGGCCGCUGGUGGGCUGUCUAUGACAGACACUAUCGUCUGCCAUUUUUGAUAUUGAAAAGACGGUUUUGGCUCAAGGAGAUCAAGUCCAUACCCCUCGCCGUGACACCCCUCGUCACGAACCACCUCGCCACGAACCCCCUCGUCACGAACCCCCUCGUCACGAACCCCCUCGUCACGAACCCCCUCGUCACGAACCCCCUCGUCACGAACCCCCUCGUCACGAACCCCCUCGUCACGAACCCCCUCGUCACGAACCCCCUCGUCACGAACCCCCUCGUCACGAACCCCCUCGUCACGAACCCCCUCGUCACGAACCCCCUCGUCACGAACCCCCUCGUCACGAACCCCCUCGUCACGAACCCCCUCGUCACGAACCCCCUCGUCACGAACCCCCUCGUCACGAACCCCCUCGUCACGAACCCCCUCGUCACGAACCCCCUCGUCACGAACCCCCUCGUCACGAACCCCCUCGUCACGAACCCCCUCGUCACGAACCCCCUCGUCACGAACCCCCUCGUCACGAACCCCCUCGUCACGAACCCCCUCGUCAUGACAACACUCCUCAUUAUGAAAUACAACCAACAUCUGAACAGCAGCCUGGCCAUGUUGAAGAACUCACAAGCUUCCACGAGGAACCACAUCAAGCACCGCCAGUCGAGCACAGCCAUUCAGAACCGCACCAUGAACACUCCGCUCCCGCUAAUGUACAAGGAGCAUGUCUCAACCUAUAUCUCACCAUUGCCUCCUGCGCCAAUCACUUUUGCGCCUCAACUGAGCCAUGAAACAUAUGAGAAUCAGCUACAAACGCAGGUGCAGAUCCAGACCCAGGCACAGUUGCCGACACAGACCCAGGCACCGACACACUAUCCCGAUGGCCAUAUUCACCAACCACAGCCGCUAGCCCCAAUUCAUCCUCCAAUUAUCGAGUAUCAAUCACCCCCAUCUCCGGUUGAAGAGGUUUCGACUUUUGAGGCGCCAAGAUCCGAGUGGGAUCCCUCACGUGAGCCACCACCGGUCAACACGAAACCUGAAGGCUUCAGUCUACAACAGAAAACCUACAAUAUGUCUGAGGACACGCAUCUAUUCCAACCCCCGUCAUCCUACCCAGAGGCACCGAAAAACAUGUGGUACGAGGUUCCUGCCAAACCGGAGCCCAAACCUAUCACGAUCUUCCCCUGGGAGGGCCAUGCUCCGAAGCCCACCCGCAUCUUCGCCGAGGAGACACCUGUGGAGUUUGUGGAACCUCCCGUGAUACCUGACGAACCAGAGCAGCAUUCACUCCCAAGCGAGCCAGCCCUUCCUGGGCCCUCCCCUUCCUACACUCGGGUACCGUUCGAACCCAGUGCUGAAUCAUGGCAAACAUACACCCGCUCCAACGCCUGGGAUGAGGACCCAGAGAUCCAGCGCUACAUUGAGACGAUCCAGGCACGGCGCACAAAAUCACAAGUGACCAGUCCAGGAGCUCAGUCCAACAGCCCCGGGAGAUCACCCCCAACCCCAGGUUUCCGCCCCAGCACCAAGAUCACCGACUUCCCAACGGAAGUCGAGCGCCCCAGUCUGCCUGUAACGCCGGCCCCAAUCCGCCGCACCAGCUACGGGGAUGAGGCCUCCGGUACGGCCGCCCUCCCUACUGCUGAGGGUGUGCCUAGCCAGGAGGAAUGGGUGGGUGUCACGGUUGAUGUGUUCUCUUCUCUCCUCGGCGCAACGUACUUAUUGUGGCGGUCUACAGAAUCCCCUGGCUCAGCUCGAGGAGCUGCAUCGUCGGCACUCGGAGGUCUUGGAGCAUCCCGAACUGCUGUUUAG
Messenger RNA from Penicillium expansum, 3891 nucleotides. RefSeq names its product Glycosyl transferase, family 8. Bases 1 to 3891 code for a protein of 1296 amino acids. Gene Ontology annotation, cellular component: cytoplasm. Lineage: Eukaryota; Fungi; Ascomycota; Eurotiomycetes; Eurotiales; Aspergillaceae. The record is from RefSeq and is a predicted model, not a curated record. Gene Ontology annotation, molecular function: glycosyltransferase activity. The transcript is spliced from 9 exons.